Messenger RNA from Saccharomyces eubayanus, 2082 nucleotides. It is a transcript of the gene SSK1, whose product is annotated as mitogen-activated protein kinase kinase kinase SSK1. NCBI's taxonomy places the organism in Eukaryota, Fungi, Ascomycota, Saccharomycetes, Saccharomycetales, Saccharomycetaceae. Gene Ontology annotation, biological process: osmosensory signaling via phosphorelay pathway. The transcript has a single exon. Gene Ontology annotation, molecular function: protein kinase activator activity; phosphorelay response regulator activity. The record is from RefSeq and is a predicted model, not a curated record. Gene Ontology annotation, cellular component: Mcs4 RR-MAPKKK complex. The coding region runs from base 1 to 2082 and encodes 693 amino acids.
AUGCUCAAUUCAGCUUUAUUAUGGAAGGUUUGGCUACGAAUAGAUAACUCGACUGACGAAGUAAACCAGCCAAUAUCUAUUCAAUUCGAUGAAAUAGAUACUAUUGAUGAUUUAAAGAGUAGGUUUUUCCAGAAACUAAGUUCAACUCGAUGGCGAGAAGUCAACGACAACGCUUCCAUUGCUAUAGGCCUAUAUACCCCCAAAUUUGGCAGUCAAACUGAUAAGACAGGUAACGGUGGCCCGGAUAAUGGUAGUGGCAGCGCUAGUAACCUCAAUGCUUCUAUUUAUAGUAACACUAAAAAUUCCAUGGUUCCAUUAGCAGGAACAUCAAGUCUCCCAAGAGACUUCACAAAAGACAAGAACGUACUCCAGCAUCCAAAGCCUACUCAGAAGAGAGGUGCAUUGUACGAUGUCUUUGGCGCUGUGCCAACAGCGCCAAUGACCAUUAAUCCAAAUUUUUCCCCCAACGAGGCACCAUCACCAAGCCCGCAAAGGCCUUAUUCUACCAGUCCGAAACAACUUCCAACAACAGCCAAGAGUCCAUUGCUGCGAUUUGCCUCUGUUUCACCCUACCCCAAAUUUCAUCCGGACAAUCAAAUCAUGACGCCAACAAGUCUGACGUACGUCUCACCACACAAUAAAAACAAAUAUGCCAGGCCUUUAGUAAGGAAAGGUUUAAACUACACGACAGAACCUAUUGGCGAUUCUAGCUAUAAAAUCAUCUUUGAACCUGAUGAAUUAGCUAUUAACGUAUACAAGGAAUUAUUCGGCACCAUGGGCUCUCAGUCUGCGUCACAAUCUUUGCUGGUGUUUUCAAAUGUUAAUUUACGCCAGGAUAUACCCCCUUUAGACAUCUUGAACGUGGUAGAUUAUGUUCMCACAAAUGAAGAAAUUUCACAGCAAACAAUGCAAUCUGUUGAAGGCUUUGGCAACCAAAUUUUUCCUGGAGAGCAACCCCCCAAAUCAGCAGAUAAUGAUGAAACAGAUUCAAAAGGUAAAGACAAUAGUAGUAAUCCUCAGGAAUUCAAACUAAUAGCUGAUGAAGAACAAUUAAGAAGGGCCUCACAAGAAUUGAAGGAUGAGGAAAAGGAUACUGAGUCACCUUGGCAAGCUAUUUUGCUGUUACCGAAGGGUUACAAGGGAGAGGUGGAUUUUCAAAACAAACCAGUGCUAUACACGGAUUCUGACACCAUCCUUCAUUCUGAACGUGCAGUUAAUACAGAAUCUCUUUUACAAGAAAGCGGUCCUCUCGAUGAAUCCAGCGUAGGUCUUAAUCAACCCCUUACAGAAUGCCAAAGAAGAAAGGACAACGUUACGCCCACAUCACCCUUAUUGACGAAUAGUCAAACACCACAUUACUCAAUUUAUAAUGCUCCCUUCGCAGUUUCAUCACCACCAGAUCCCUUACCAAAUCUCUUCACUACCACAAGCGAAAAGGUUUUCCCAAAAAUCAAUGUUUUAAUUGUUGAAGAUAACGUCAUAAACCAAGCAAUUUUAGGUUCCUUUUUGAGGAAACAUAAAAUUUCAUAUAAAUUGGCCAAAAAUGGCCAAGAAGCUGUUAAUAUUUGGAAGGAAGGCGGUUUGCAUUUAAUUUUCAUGGAUUUACAAUUACCUGUCCUAUCUGGUAUAGAAGCUGCAAAACAGAUUAGAGAUUUUGAAAAGCAAAAUGGCAUUGGCAUUCAAAAAAGCCUCAAUAAUUCACAUCCAAAUCAUGAAAAAUUGCCUUGCGGCAAGUUUUCUCAGGCUCCAGUGAUCAUCGUAGCACUGACCGCAUCCAAUUCCCAAAUGGAUAAGAGGAAAGCUCUCGUUUCUGGUUGCAACGACUACCUGACGAAACCGGUGAACUUACAUUGGCUGAGCAAAAAAAUCACGGAAUGGGGUUGUAUGCAAGCACUGAUUGAUUUUGAUGGCUGGAAACAGGGAGAGAGUAGGAUGACAGAUAGCGUAGUGGUCAAAUCUCCACAGAAACCAACCACACAUUCCAAUAAUGACUCCAAUACAUUCAAACAAACCACACCUAUUACACCUACUAAACAUAGUCCGGCAAGAAAAAACUCAAAUCUUUCGCCGACUCAGAAAUAA